Messenger RNA from Spinacia oleracea (spinach), 2685 nucleotides. Its product is annotated as probable methyltransferase PMT19. Gene Ontology annotation, molecular function: methyltransferase activity. NCBI's taxonomy places the organism in Eukaryota, Viridiplantae, Streptophyta, Magnoliopsida, Caryophyllales, Amaranthaceae. Gene Ontology annotation, cellular component: trans-Golgi network; endosome; cytoplasm. The record is from RefSeq and is a predicted model, not a curated record. The coding region runs from base 178 to 2043 and encodes 621 amino acids. The transcript has 6 exons.
UCCAAAUUUUUCAAUAUUUGAAGCAGCUCAUUUAAACCAACCGCUACUAUUGCUCUAACCCACGAGGUGAAUGCACGGUUUUCAAUUUACCUUGACGGCACCACCUACUGUUCGACACUUUGCAAAAAUGCAACCCUUGAAGGCUUGAACCCAGAAAAAUUCAUACUUUCCAAAUUGAUGGCUUUCCAAAUCCAACUUAUUUCCAAACUAUCUCCAAUUAUCCAAAAACCCAUUCUCAAGAUCAUCCUACUUCUUCUCCUCUUUUCUCUCUCCUACCUAUUUGGCUCCUUCUCCACCACCACCACCACCACCAUCACCACUGCCGCAACUUCCACCGCCACCUGUACAACCCACCUCAAACAAGACAAAGCAGAGCACUCUGUUUCCCGCAACCUCGACUUCACAACCCAUCACUCCUCUGAAGUUCUCCCUCUUCCCAUAAUCCACCAUCAACCCAUCAAAAUCUGCCCCCAAAACUUCACAAAUUACUGUCCAUGUCAAGAUUUAACACGCCCGAAACUCUUUUCUACAGAUAGAUACUUUCAUAGGGAGAGGCAUUGUCCUCAAUAUGAUUAUGAGAAGCUCCGGUGCUGUGUUCCAAAGCCACCGGGUUAUCGGCCCCCGUUUCGAUGGCCGAAGAGCAGAGACACGGCGUGGUUUAGCAAUGUUCCUUCAAAGAAACUGGCUGUUUCGAAGAAGAAGCAAAAUUGGGUUCGGUUGGAAGGUGACCGGUUCAUUUUUCCCGGUGGUGGGACUUCUUUUCCUAAGGGUGUUAAGGGUUAUGUUGAUCUUAUUAAGCAACUUUUGCCUUUGAAAUCUGGGCGUAUUCGUACUGCUCUUGAUGUUGGAUGUGGGGUGGCUAGUCUUGGAGCUGCUUUGUGGGAUUACAACAUCGUAACAAUGUCGAUUGCACCAUUGGAUGUACAUGAAGCUCAGGUGCAGUUUGCACUGGAAAGAGGACUUCCUGCUAUGCUUGGUAUCCUGAGUACCUACAGGUUGCCAUAUCCAUCAAGGUCUUUUGAGUUAGCUCACUGUUCCAGAUGUCUUGUCCAAUGGGCUGAUUAUGAUGGAUUAUAUUUGUUGGAAGUCGACCGAGUUCUUCGUCCUGGUGGUUAUUGGAUAUUAUCAGGCCCACCUAUUGGUUGGAGGGUGAGCUACAAAGCAUGGCAGAGAUCAACUGAGGACUUGAAAAAGGAGCAAAUGGCUUUGGAAGAUCUUGCAAGAAGAAUGUGCUGGAAAAAGAUUGCUGAAAAAGGACCUAUUGCAGUGUGGCAAAAGCCAACAAAUCAUGUUCAUUGUGCACGCAAUUUAAAAACUUGGAAUUCUCUUCAUUUCUGCAAGGACAGUGAACCAGACUUUGCUUGGUAUAGAAAGAUGGAGCCAUGCAUUACUCCUCUUCCUGAUGUGAAGAGUAUCAAACACACUGCUGGAGGAACCCUUGAAAAGUGGCCUAAGAGGUUAAAUGUUGUGCCUCCUAGAGUUUCUAGCUCUAGAAUUAAAGCAAUUACCUCACAGACCUUCAAUGAAGACAACCGAUUGUGGAGAAGAAGAAUUCAGCAUUAUGGAGGUGUACUUAUUUCUCUCUUCAAUGGAGGUUACAGGAACAUUAUGGAUAUGAAUGCUGGCUUAGGGGGCUUUGCUGCUGCGUUAUCUCCCUACCCUCUCUGGGUCAUGAAUGUCGUCCCUUUUGAUUCAAAAAAUAAUACACUUGGGGUUAUUUACGAGCGUGGUCUAAUAGGAAGUUACAUUAAUUGGUGUGAGGCCUUCUCAACAUAUCCUCGGACGUAUGAUCUGAUACAUGCUGAUGGUGUAUUCAGUAUGUACAUGAACAAGUGUGAUGUACUUGAAAUACUCAUGGAGAUGUAUAGGAUUCUUCGACCUCAUGGUGCGGUUAUAGUGAGAGACAAUGUGGAUAUCCUUGUUAAAGUCAAAGACUUGAUGAAAGAUAUGGGUUGGGAAGGCAAACUAUCCCAUAGUCAGCGUGGACCUUUAGACCCAGAGAAGGUGCUCUUUGUUGACAACACCAAUAACAUUAACAUAUGAUGUCUACUUAUACACGUUACAUUACAGGCGACCGACUGACCACCUUAGGAUAUGUGGUUCAGAGAAACAAACAAAACCUUCGUCAUUGAGAAGGUUGGGAGGCGUAAAGGUUAGGCGAUACGUUAUAUGAAAAGUAAUUUAGGGAAAAUGUCAAUAUCAUUAGUAUUCUGUGUAUCUAUCUAUGUAAUUUUAUCAGUAUUCUUACUACUAUUACAUAGAUUAGGAAUAUCAAUAUCAUUACGAAGUAUUUAUGUAAUAGUAGUAAGAUAUAUUUCAUAAGCUAGCAAGUUUGUGCACCUCCAGGAAAAAAGGGUGUCAAAUAGCUGUAAGAAAUGUUGUCAAAGCUCGAAAAACUUGGGUGGUGUCACGCUUUGGCCCGGCUUGUGCUGGGCUAUGUUACUUGGACUCCGGGUACAAGUGUCGGACACGGGUACAUAUCUAAGUGUCCGACUCGGCUAAAUUGCGAAAAAUUUCUAGGAUUUAAGUCGAAAAUGAAGUGUCGGAGUGUCGAGGAUCCGACACGGGUACUUGAGGUAAAAUGAAGAGUUGGAGUAACAUAGGUGCUGGGUUUUGCUUUCAUUACGCCAUGUUGUAUUUGAUUUCAAUAUGGUCAAUGCAAAAUGAAAAUCUUUACUAUCUAAA